Molecule: messenger RNA, 1998 nt
Organism: Penicilliopsis zonata CBS 506.65
Lineage: Eukaryota; Fungi; Ascomycota; Eurotiomycetes; Eurotiales; Aspergillaceae
Exons: 4
Coding region: 1-1998 (665 amino acids)
Biological process (GO): fucose metabolic process; glycoside catabolic process
Cellular component (GO): lysosome
Molecular function (GO): alpha-L-fucosidase activity
Source: RefSeq, a predicted model, not a curated record
AUGGCAUCGGCGACCGUCUUAGCCACUUAUGCCGACAACACAACGACCGAGGCGGCCUUCCUCGUGCCGGAGUGGUGGACCUGGCCCUACCCAGCGGGGGGGGACUUGGUCUUCCCAUACUAUCUGACCAACACGACGGUCAACUGGAACAGAUCCAACAUCUUCCAGGCGACGUGCUGGGUGGAUUCGUCGAAGGAGCUGGUCUCGUUGACCCUGCCGGAUGUGGACGCGGGCACGACGGAUACGAAGAUGCACAUCUUUGCUCUGUCGUUAUGGCCGAUGCCGGAGACUACCAGCACCACACCCGUUUCCCAGCUGCAGGUGCAGUAUGCGCGCUCGACGCAGAAAUGGGUCGAAGGGAGCAACAAGACGCAGAUCUUCGAGGUGACCAUCAACAACGUGGGCUCGGAGUUUGUCCUGCGGAACCAGUCGGUGCAGGUCCAUGUGCAGUCAGAAGGCGUGGAGACCGUCGCCGCCGGAAACCUGAAGCGACUGGCGCCUGGUGACCAGGCUGUGAUCGAGAUUGCUGUUGUGAACAAGGAUGGGGUAGCAGCAGGCACAUCUGGCAACGCGACGGUCGUGUUUACGGGACAGGGUAUCGAGGCGGAGAGUUACACCUUCAACGCCACCUUUGGGAUUUAUGAGUACGAAGCGACAUACGAGUCGGUGUAUGCUCACGAAUCACCGGAUUGGUAUAACAACGCCAAGUACGGCAUCUUCAUCCACUGGGGGAUCUACUCGGUGCCGGGAUGGGGGAACAAGGGUGCCAAGGAGGAGUACGCCGAAUGGUACUGGUAUGACCUUAACGAAGGCCCAGAUGGGUCCGUUGGCACGUUCUGGUAUGAUCUUCAUACGUACGGGCCUAACGUCGUCUACGAUGAUUUCAUCCAGAAUUUUACGGCCGAUAAAUGGGAUCCAAAGGAAUGGGUCGACCUGUUCGCAGACGCAGGCGCCAACUACUUUGUCCAGGUCAGCAAGCACCAUGAUGGCUAUGCGCUUUUCGAUCUCCCGGACACUGUAACCAAGAGAACAUCGGUGGCCCAGUUUCCGUACCGGAAUCUGCUCGAGGAGUUAUUUCACGCUGCUAAGAAGUAUCAGCCCCAACUCCAUCGGGCUGCAUAUUUUUCUCUUCCGGAAUGGUUUAGUCCUGCGUACAAGAAGUAUGGCUUUGGCGACUGGCCCGGAGGCAACGCAACCAAUCCCUUCAACAACGAGACUCUCCCGUACACCGGCUUUGUCGACGUGGACGACUACAUCACCGAUGUCAUCGUACCGGAGAUGCAAACCCUGGCCGACAUGGGCACUGAGAUUAUGUGGUGUGACAUUGGCGGCCCCAAUCGGACUACAGAAGUCGCCUCGGCAUGGUUCAACGCUGCGGCAAAGGAGAACCGCCAGGUGGUGAUGAACUCCCGCUGCGGCCUGCCGGGCGACUUUGACACUCCCGAGUACGCGACGUACGGUGGCGUGCAGGUGCGCAAGUGGGAGACCAACCUAGGCAUGGACCCGUACAGCUACGGGUACAACCGGGCGACACCGAUGUCGAGCUACAUGAACGCCAGCACGAUUGUGACGAGCUUGGUCAACGUUGUGAGCAAGAACGGCAAUUUCCUGCUGGAUGUAGGGCCGAUGGCCAACGGCACGAUCCUCGAGGUCGAGCAGAACCACCUGCGUGAAGCUGGAAAAUGGAUCAAGGACCACGGCGAAGCGAUCUACAACACGACCUACUGGUUCGUCACGCCAGAGGAGGGCGACGCGAUCCGCUUCACCAAAACGGAGGACGCCUUCUACAUCCUUGCGCUGGCGCAACCGAACGCGACCAUCACCCUCAACAGCCCCGUCCCGUGGGUCGAGGGCGACAACGUGACGGUUAUCGGGGGAGACGCCGCCGGCACGGUGGUGCCUUCCCACAAGUUGGCGAAUGGCAGUCUCGUCCUGGAUAUGAGCGACGAUGUGAUCAACGGAGACCACUGGACCUGGGCGUUCAAAAUCAGCUAUUGA